Messenger RNA from Macrosteles quadrilineatus (aster leafhopper), 1808 nucleotides. RefSeq lists its product as uncharacterized. Gene Ontology annotation, molecular function: protein binding. Lineage: Eukaryota; Metazoa; Arthropoda; Insecta; Hemiptera; Cicadellidae. Bases 83 to 1660 code for a protein of 525 amino acids. The transcript is spliced from 8 exons. The record is from RefSeq and is a predicted model, not a curated record.
UUUUUGUCUGAUUUUGUGUUGUUCUAAUGUGAGUCAAGUUCUAGCGAUUAAUUUUUUUAAGAUUACUUUAAAGAAUAUUUUAAUGGCGAGGUUAGACGGCAGUACAGAAUUCACUUCAGCCUUAAAACCUAUUGAGUGUCCAUUUACAUGGAAACUUUCAGAACUUCUUGUAAAGGAAUCAUCUAAUAUUGUUGAAAGACUGCUUGAAAAAGAAGACAUUUCUGAAGAAUAUAAUGCCCAGUUCAAAUGUUCCAUCUUUGUAGUCCAGUUGCUGCUGAGUUAUGAGUUUUACAACCUGGGAAACAAAUCUGAGGCUGUGCGUCGGCUGGAAUGGUGUGAGAGAGAGCUGGCAGCUUUGGACAGCAGUGGGUGCAGGGAACCAUUCUAUCUCAACAUGAGGAGGCCGAUGUGGCAUGUCACUCUAGCAAUGCGAGAAGUCAUGAGUGAAAACAUCCACUACCAGCACAUUGAUGAGCGUUACAACCUAACACUGCUUACAGCACCUGAAAAGGCAUGCUUGUAUGGGCUCAAGUCAAUGUGUUUCUUGGAGUAUGGGUUCAAUGGCAACAUGGCAGCCAUGAAAUGGGCCAAACUUGCCUUAGUAACAGACCCAGCAGAAGCAGAAUGGCACUUCCUCACUGGCAAAUGCAUGGGCCGAGUGCGCCGCUGCACAAAGAAGUUCAGUGGAGUACCGAGAGAGGAGGUGGAGUUGAUAGAACGAGCUGUAGCCAUCAGCGCCAACCCCAAGUACAUCAUGUAUGUGGCUCAGGUUUACCAACAGAGCGCAAGUGCCGCCUUCAUACACCACCGCGAUGACCAGGGCUUCUACAAGAGUAACCUCUACAGGGCCAUCAACAACAUGAACAAGAAGGCAGUGGAGUUGUACCAACAGGCUAUAGUGUUCCGGCCUAACUGUAGCUACACGUAUAUUCGCUGCCUCAAUGGACUGCUCAAGCUGCCAAGGAAGUACCUCAACAUGACACAAGUGCGAGAGAUGGUGGACAAAGUCACUGAAAUAUCUCCAAAUAACACCAUGUUCCUGCACACUGCCGGCCUCUACUACCUCAAAAUGGAAGCUGAUCCUAAAAAAGCCCUGAGGUUUUUAGAAAAGGCAAGUGAACAGGGAAACUAUGGCGCAUCCAUGGAUGCAAUUCGCUUACGCUUUCGAAUGAAUGAAAGUUACAAUCCUAUUGGGCGUUUGAACAAACUUAUAGAAAAAUUCACUGCCGAGCCGCAUCAUGAAGAUGCAGUCACACAACUUGGCUCAUUUUAUCUUUUUAUCGUGAGAGAUUUAGAGAAGGCCAUAAAUACAUACAACACUAUCAUUCAAAAGAAUCCUGAGAGCAGAGCUAUGUUGGUCCAUAAGCCUAUCUUCAUAAGAAUGACCAGACCAGUGAACUUGUACGAGCUUCUGGUAAAUGAAGUGAAGAUGUAUGAGGUGAAAAGCAGACAGCUGGAUCGCAGACUCAAGGAUAACUUGCUGAGUGUUGUGGCUCAGUACUUCCCCCACCUCCUGGAGAGAGAAGUUGACACACAGAUGAUACAUCGGAUCAUCAGAGACCACCGUCGCAUGGGACGCAUUGAGAUGAGACGACGAGCCAUUUUUAAGAGAAUGUUGUCAACUGAGAAACCAGAGCAAGUUAAAGAGAAGGAAGAGUAGUCAUCAGAUACAGAGCUCAACGUAGAAGGCUGACUUGCAGCACCCCAGAGCCACAUGAAAAGGGUUAUUUUUAAAAUCUAGAAUGCAAAGAAUCCUACCAAAUAAAUUAUUUUACUCAAUUGAAAAUUGAAAAUCAAGUGUCCUUGUA